UCCGUCGCUCAAAGGAGUAAGGGAGAGAGAUCCCCAGCACAGCACCGGCUCGCCUUCCUAAUACCUCACCACCGCCCAUUCCCACUCCACUUGGUAUCUGUUCUUAUAUAGAACGAGGGUAGCAUCCUGCUUUUUCCUUCUUUCUCCCUUCGUCAGGUUGCCCGGCUUCUUCUUCUUCUUCUUCUUCCUCCUCCUCCAGCCUAUAGAGGGUAGACAGACUUCAAGCCCACGAAGCCCCGCCCCCAUCGAGCCAGCCCUGAGACCUUUGUUGUGUUCUCUUCUUCCAUCACACGGAACCUCGACACCAUCGACAACUCCACCUCUUUAGUCAUCGUCAGACAAGAUGGCCUCCAACGAAGUCACCAGCUCGGAGCACGUCCGCCCCACAACGGCCCCAGGCAAGAAGUCCUUCCAGGAAGUCGAGCGCUCCAUCUCCCAUGAGAAGGCCGACCAGCAGCGCCUCGAGAAUGUCGACAAUGAGCUGUCCAAGUACGUCGGCGACGGCUCCGUCACCGUCACCCGGGAACGCAGCGACGAGCUGCGAAAGAUGAUCGACCGCCGCGUCCUCGUCAUCAUGAUUGGCACCUACUUCCUCCAGGCCAUCGACAAGGGCACCAUGUCCUUCGCCUCCAUCAUGGGCCUCCAAGAGGACACCCACCUCAAGGGCCAGGAGUUCUCCUGGCUAACCACCUGUAUCUACAUUGCUAUCCUAUUUGUCGAGUACCCCCAGAACUACAUCAUCGCCCGUGUCCCCAUCGCAAAGUAUCUCAGCUUCUCCAUCAUUGCUUGGGGUGCCGUACUGGCUUGCCACGCCGCCUGCUCCAACUUCGUCGGCCUUGUCGCCGUCCGCACCCUCCUCGGUAUCUUCGAGUCGGCCUGUCAGCCCGCCUUCGUCAUCCUCUCGUCCAUGUGGUACCGUCGCGAGGAACAGGCAUCUCGUGUGACCUACUGGUACAUGAUGAACGGAGCCCAGCAGGUCGUCGGCGGUCUGCUCGCCUACUGCUUCACCCACAUCAAGGGUGGCCCUCUCAAGUCCUGGCAGUGGCUUUUCCUGGCAUACGGCGUCAUCUCCGUCAUCUUCGGCGUCUUCGUCCUGUUCUGGAUGCCCGACUCCCCCAUGCGUGCCAAGUGCUUCUCCGAGGAUGUCAAGCGCGAGAUGGUCGAGCGUGUCCGCGAUAACCAGACCGGCAUUCAGAACAAGAACUUCAAGCGCGAGCAGGCUAUCGAGGCUCUAAUGGACCCCCAGGUCUGGGGAUACUCCCUCAUCGCCCUGUGCACCACCUUGCCCACUUCCGGUCUGGGUGCCUUCGCCAACAUCAUCAUCAAGAGCUUCGGCUUCAACACCCUCGAGGUGCAGCUGCUCGCCAUGGUUCUCGGCUUCUACAUCAUCUUCGUCCUCCUCGGCUCCGUCUGGCUGGUCAAGAAGUUCAACCAGAACCUCUACGUUAUGCUCGGCUUCUGUGUCCCCUCCGUCAUUGGCACCGUCCUUCUCAUGACUGUCCCCAACAACACCUUCUCCCAGCGUGUUGGUCUGCUCAUCUGCUACUACAUCACUUUGUCCUUCUGGUCCGCCCAGACCCUCGCACUGUCGCUCAUCUCCCGAAACAUUGCCGGCCAGACCAAGAAGCAGUUUGCCGUCGCCAUCAACUUCAUCGUAUGGGCUGCUGGUAACGCCAUCGGCCCCCAGGUCUUCCUCAAGUGGGACGGCCCGCGCUACUUCAUCGCCUUCGCCACCCACCUGGGCUGCUACGCGCUGCUUAUCGUCAUCAUCAUCAGCCUCCGCAUCUACCUCGCCCGCGAGAACAAGAAGAGAGACGACAUGGUCGCUGCGGGUAUUGUGGAGGCGUCUCCCGAAUACACCGCCCACUCCUUCGAGGACAUGACGGACAGGGAGAACCUGUCGUUCCGCUAUGUGUUCUAGAGAAAGUGUAUAGGCUCACGUGUGAUCUGUUUAUUUGUAAGAUGUAAUGAAGAAGACUUGACCAAGUUAAUAUACCCCACACAUCAUC
This is a messenger RNA of Colletotrichum destructivum, 2009 nucleotides long. RefSeq names its product Putative major facilitator superfamily, MFS transporter superfamily. Gene Ontology annotation, biological process: transmembrane transport; L-cysteine transport. The transcript is spliced from 2 exons. Gene Ontology annotation, cellular component: membrane. The record is from RefSeq and is a predicted model, not a curated record. NCBI's taxonomy places the organism in Eukaryota, Fungi, Ascomycota, Sordariomycetes, Glomerellales, Glomerellaceae. Gene Ontology annotation, molecular function: L-cysteine transmembrane transporter activity. Bases 344 to 1921 code for a protein of 525 amino acids.